Molecule: messenger RNA, 324 nt
Organism: Coprinopsis cinerea okayama7#130
Lineage: Eukaryota; Fungi; Basidiomycota; Agaricomycetes; Agaricales; Psathyrellaceae
Product: hsp10-like protein
Exons: 4
Coding region: 1-324 (107 amino acids)
Cellular component (GO): mitochondrial matrix
Molecular function (GO): protein folding chaperone; metal ion binding; ATP binding
Source: RefSeq, a predicted model, not a curated record
AUGGCUGCCCAGGCUACUUUCAAGUCUAUCAGGUCCUUGGUUCCUCUCCUCGACCGCGUUUUGGUCCAGCGCUUCAAGCCCGAAACCAAAACUGCCUCUGGCAUCUUCCUGCCAUCGUCUGCAACCAACAACCCCUUGCCUGAGGCCACCGUCAUCGCUGUUGGCCCUGGGGCUCCCAACAAGGACGGCGUCAUCGUUCCCACCACCGUGAAGGCUGGUGACCGCGUUCUGCUUCCUGGUUGGGGAGGAAACGCCAUUAAGGUCGGCGACGAGGAAUACUACCUUUUCAAGGACUCGGAGAUUCUCGCCAAGAUCAACGAAUAG